GUGACAGGAAGAGCAAUUGGGGACACCUUUUCGGAAGUGUUACUCUGUUCUAGGUUGGGGAGGGGGCUGGGUCAGUAAUGAAGUUUGCUGUGUAGCUGGAGUCCCACAGCUUUUGGGACAAGAAAUUACUUAGAGCAGCUCGGGCGGCGGGAGGAGUGGUAGCGGCCAGGCAGCCCAGCUUCGCGAAGGCUCUCGGUGCGCGGCGGCCCCCAUGCAGCCGGCACGUGCCCGCCCCGCCGCCACGAUGCCCAAGAGGAAGGUCAGCUCCGCCGAGGGGGCGGCGAAGAAGGAGCCCAAGAGGAGGUCAGCUAAACCUGCUCUUGCAAAAGUGGAAACGAAGCCAAAAAAGGCGGCGGGAAAGGAGAAAUCUUCAGACAAAAGAGUGCAAACAAAGGGGAAAAGGGGAGCUAAGGGAAAACAGGCUGAAGUGGCUAACCAAGAAACAAAAGAAGACUUACCUGCAGAAAACGGAGAAACUAAAAACGAGGAGAGUCCAGCCUCUGAUGAAGUAGGAGAGAAAGAAGCCAAGUCUGAUUAGUAUCAUAUCCCAUGUCUUACCAGUGGUCCCUGUCUCCCUUCUUGUACAA
This is a messenger RNA of Acinonyx jubatus (cheetah), 587 nucleotides long. RefSeq names its product non-histone chromosomal protein HMG-14-like. Gene Ontology annotation, molecular function: nucleosomal DNA binding. The coding region runs from base 212 to 538 and encodes 108 amino acids. Gene Ontology annotation, biological process: chromatin organization. NCBI's taxonomy places the organism in Eukaryota, Metazoa, Chordata, Mammalia, Carnivora, Felidae. The transcript has a single exon. Gene Ontology annotation, cellular component: chromatin; nucleus. The record is from RefSeq and is a predicted model, not a curated record.